This is a messenger RNA of Arabis nemorensis, 711 nucleotides long. NCBI's taxonomy places the organism in Eukaryota, Viridiplantae, Streptophyta, Magnoliopsida, Brassicales, Brassicaceae. The record is from the annotation of a GenBank genome assembly.
AUGAGAUCCCCUAGAAUCUUGGAGGUUUGGAAGCUAGGCACUGUCAACUAUUUGAAGUCCCUUAAACUUCAAGAGAAAUUAGUUUCCGAGAGGAAAGAUCAUCGAAUCCCCGAUACCCUCCUCUCGCUUCAGCAUCCACCAACUUACACGCUCGGAAAACGUAGAACCGAUCACAAUCUACUGAUCCCUGAAUCUGAACUUACUAAAAUUGGAGCUGAGCUUCAUUAUACUCAAAGAGGAGGAGAUAUCACUUUCCAUGGACCUCACCAAGCAAUCUUAUAUCCCAUCAUUUCCUUACGCAGCAUCGGUAUUGGUGCCAGGAACUAUGUAGAGACACUGGAGCGGUCAAUGAUCGAGUUUGCUUUGAUUUAUGGCGUGAAAGCUCGAGCAGGGCACAAAUGUGAGACUGGGGUUUGGGUUGGGGACAGAAAGAUCGGUGCUAUCGGGGUUCGUAUAUCCUCUGGUGUCACUUCUCAUGGUUUGGCCUUCAACAUAGAUCCUGAUUUGAAGUACUUUGAACACAUUGUGCCUUGUGGGAUUGCUGAUAAAGAAGUUACAUCUUUGAGAAGAGAGACUGAAACUCUGCUUCCUUCAGAAGAAGUGAUUCAUGAGCAAUUGGUUUCUUGUUUGGCCAAAGCGUUUUCUUAUGAUGAUGUUGUGUGGAAGGAAGAUCCUUCACUCAUUUUGGACACCCAUGAGGAUAACGAAUAA